GCGCGGCGGGCGGGAAAUCGUGAGGGCAGCGAUGGCGGCGGCCGGCGCCGAGGAGCAGCAGGUGCUCGCACAGAGGCUGAAGGCGGCGGUUCACUACACGGUCGGGUGCCUGUGCCAGGAGGUGGAGGAGGACAAGGACGUGCAGUUCAGCAAACAGACCAUCGCAGCCAUCUCGGAGAUCACCUUCCGGCAGUGCGAAAUCUUUGCAAAAGACCUUGAAAUGUUUGCAAGGCAUGCAAAACGAACCACAGUCACUACAGAAGAUGUGAAGCUUUUGGCCAGAAGAAGCAAUUCUUUGCUAAAAUAUAUCACUCAGAAGAGUGAAGAGCUUGCAUCAAGUAACAUGGAGCAGAAGGAGAAGAAGAAAAAGAAGUCCAGUGCAGCUAAGGGAGAGAGAACUCCUGGGGAACAAGAAGCAGCUGUGACUGAAAAUGAAGAUUCCAACAUGGCAUGAUUUGUCUUUUGAGUAAAGUUUCAGGUCAUUUUCUCCUAGAGGGACCAGAAUGAGCCUAUUCAUCUUGUAGGUUGGCUCCAGUAAUGAAUCCUUAGCUUUUCAGGUUAAUGUGAUUAGAUUUUUGCUGUUCCAAAAUUGAAAAGUCUGUCAGAAUUCAGUAA
Messenger RNA from Taeniopygia guttata (zebra finch), 615 nucleotides. It is a transcript of the gene CENPS, whose product is annotated as centromere protein S. Gene Ontology annotation, biological process: resolution of meiotic recombination intermediates; replication fork processing. Gene Ontology annotation, cellular component: FANCM-MHF complex. Gene Ontology annotation, molecular function: chromatin binding; protein heterodimerization activity. The record is from RefSeq and is marked provisional. Lineage: Eukaryota; Metazoa; Chordata; Aves; Passeriformes; Estrildidae.